CCACGCCUCUCCAGUUAUUCACGCAUCAACAUGGCGACGUGCAGGACGAUGGGGCGAAGCAGGAGAACCAUCUGCGCUCUUUCUCUGGUUGUUUUCCUCCAGCUGUUGGUCGGCAGCUGCCUGUCAGCUCCAGUUGGCAACACGACGGCAGACAAAGAUCCGGAGGGAAACACAUCUCAGAGUCUUCCUCUGACCACUGUAGACAAGCAAACGGAUAGCACCGAGCCUUUGACACCUGGUCAGACUCCAGAGUUACCAGAUUCCAACAACCCUGCAUCACCUGCCGGCAAUGACUUCACAACACUUAAAGAAAACCUCACAUCAUCCAUUCAACCAAAAGCAUCUACAGAGAAUGCUAAAGUCACCGUCUUCGAUUCCUCUGAUCCACAGCCAGUAUCUAUCAGUGACGGGAACACAAUGCCUGAUGUGGAUGAAAAUGCAACAGGCAAAGUUGAGACAACAGGUGAACCGGUGGCUUCUGAAUCCAUUCCAGCCUCUACUCCAGAAGCUCCCUCCCCUCCACUCAAAACCACCGAGUCAGACCAACCAAUAGUGGAUGCAGAAACAGCCGUCUCUGAGUCCAAGUCCUCCAUCGCACUGAACCCAUCCACUGUACAGGAUACUGACCCAGACCUGCUGGGGACCUCUGACAAAGAAUCAACAAAUACUUACCCAGAUAUCAAUGAAGAGGAGGACGAUGACGGUAUGUACGACACCACCGACGACGACGACGGUGACUCCCUGGAGCCCAAGUAUCCAAGCACUGAAGAGGACAAAGACGAGACUGUGAACAGGCUGACGCAGCCAGAGGAAAUGGAGGUGACCCGUUACAAAGGAGGAGACGUCUACAGCACGGAGGACGAGGACUCCCACUUCUUCUUUCACCUGAUCAUCCUGGCCUUCCUGGUGGCAAUCGUUUACAUCACCUAUCACAACAAGAGGAAGAUCUUCCUCUUGGCUCAGAGCCGACGCUGGAAAGACGGUCUGUGUUCGCGCAACACCGUCGAGUAUCACCGCCUGGACCAAAAUGUCAACGAGGCCAUGCCGUCCCUCAAGAUGACCCGAGACUACAUCUUUUGAGUCGCGUUCAGGAGAACAAUAUGUCCGGACCUGCACAGAGCCAGUUGGCCUCCCUGCCUGGCCAGUCGCAUUGUUGAGACGCUGUGCUUUGUCAUGGAGCUUGAUCGAUGCUUUCCUCUGCUUUACAGGCCCAGCUGUAGAGCAGGGAGUCUAAUUAUGUCUUUCAGAUAGAAUCAUGUUUGUUCAUGACUUUUCGGUUGUCUGCGUAGAGAGAGUUUCACUGUUUCUUUUAUUCUUAUGUUAUUUGAAUGUUGUUUGUAUUAUUUUUCUAAAUUAAUAACUUCUUGGGAUUUAAUAUUUUGCUUUAGGGGUCUUUUAUAUCUGUCCUUUUUGGAGUGUUUCAGCCUUAUGGUUGGUCUAUUUUUUUAUUUUUUUGCCUCUUGCAUACAGUCUUUAUAUGUUUAAUCUCCACUUUAAGGAUAGGAAGAAUUUACAUGUUAAUAUAAUGCUUAAUUCUAACAUUUUGUUUCUCUCAGCAGCUAGCCAAAAUAUAAAUUGACGCACAAAGCGUUUGCUUUUCAAAGUACCUGUUGUGUCAUGCAUACUUUAUAGUGUAAAGGUGUGAGUAUGCAAACAAGCAGCAAUCUAGGAGAAGCUGAUACAUAUGCAGUCAUUUCAAAAACUGUCUAUCGCUCCUGUUAAAAUAGUCUUUUUGUCAUAGGUCUGAGUGUAAGUAGGGUAAUAUACAUUGGGAAAAAUAAUUUAAAUAUAUAUGAAGUUGAAAUACUCAUUAGUGUUUCAUAUAAAAUUAAUCAGACCAUUUUUUUAAUGUAACAAACAACUUUUCACGAAUAUUUGAAAAUACAUUUUUGUUUUCAACUGUUUCCAUCUUCUCGGUUUCCUCUGACCCCUUUUCAUUGUACAUGAUGUAAGGGAUGUAAAAUACCUUUUUACAUGUUUGGAAAAUGGAGCUGCACAUGAAGCAUUAAGUCAGGAAGUUAACUACAGCUGGAGGGAUCUGGUCAUGUUCUUAACCCAUUUAUAUGAAGACAGAUACUGUUGAGGUUAGAAUGUGCAAAAAAUGUAUGGGAGAAGAUUUUAUUGCCAGACUUUGUCUUUGUUCAUCAGUUUGUAUUUGUCUAAUACGGUACUUCUCGUACUUCUACUGCCCAGAUUUUGCUAUGCAGAAAUCCUGGGGCUGGCCCUCUUUGUUUUAUGACUUCGGUGAAGUCUCUAUCAAUCAUUUAUGGUCUUCAUUGUACCGACUGUGUUUCCUCAUGCUCACACAGAACUUAAAAAUUUUAAGUUACUAACUAUCAGAGUAUAGUUUGUUUGCAUGCUCUGCAUGGCCUGAUGUUCACAUGAGCACCCAAAAAAACAAAAGUGGACCACUUUUUUUUUUCUUUUUUUUUUGCCCCCUCCCCCUCCCCCAACUCAUGACUCUUGACUAUUCAUCACAGUCGCGUGUUGUUUUUGUUUUUCUGUCUGUUUUUCUGCCGUCUCAUGCCUUCAGCUGAAAUGCCAUAACUGCCACACGAAUCAACAUACUCGUUAUCAAUCUCUCGUCACCUUCAGUCAGUUGUUUCCAGCUGUCUCGUCCGUAUACAAGGUACACAGUGGGUAGAUAGAUAAUGCGACUUGCACUGUGCUGUUCAGCUAGAAUAUAUAUAGAGGGGAGGGGGUGUCGUGUGUUAAGGUUAUGGAUCAACACUGCUCUUGCAAUCAACAGUAGAAACAGUGCAAUCUCUUUUGGGCAAUAAAGCACAAAUUGUGUACACACUC
Larimichthys crocea (large yellow croaker) is the source of this 2802-nucleotide messenger RNA. RefSeq names its product chromosome XXII C5orf15 homolog (gene cxxiih5orf15). The record is from RefSeq and is a predicted model, not a curated record. Bases 31 to 1080 code for a protein of 349 amino acids. NCBI's taxonomy places the organism in Eukaryota, Metazoa, Chordata, Actinopteri, Sciaenidae. The transcript is spliced from 3 exons.